Messenger RNA from Adineta ricciae, 1626 nucleotides. NCBI's taxonomy places the organism in Eukaryota, Metazoa, Rotifera, Eurotatoria, Adinetida, Adinetidae. The record is from the annotation of a GenBank genome assembly.
AUGCCCGGAUCUUCGAAGAAAAUCACACGAUUAGAAAAAGAAGCUUUCCUACGGGCUAAAGAUUCGGAAUAUAAACGUGAACAAUCUGCAUAUUUAUUAACAAAUGAUUACGAUGACGACGAAGCAUUUGAGAACGAACGUCAUCGACGUUUCACAAAAAUCCGACAAACGCAUCAAAUCGAACGAGAAAUCGGCCAUCAAGUAGGUCUGAUUGACAAAAUGAAAGACCGACGAGAAGCUGAAGUACACAAAAAGCAAGUUGCAACAACUCGAAGUUUCAUUGCAUCUUUACCUCCGCCAUCGAAACCAACACCAUCGGCAUCAUCGUCGUCAUUGGCACCUGCAGUAAAAACCGAACGAAUACGUCGUAGCGUGCAAAUAAAAGAAAAAUAUUCUACUGAAAAUUGGGUACCUGCUCCACCUAGAAUGAGUGAACGACGAUCAUCGAAUUAUACAUUUACUCAUCCAACUGAUAGAAUCUAUAAAUCAGAACUUAUCUUGGCACCAUCAAAUUCAAUAUCAACAAAAAAUCCUGUUGAUAAGUGUCACAAAUGUAGCGGUAUCAUUAGUCGACAAACUGACAAUGACAUUAAAUUCAACAAUCGAAUUUAUCAUACUUAUUGUUUUUCAUGUUCGAUUUGCCGUGUCAAUCUGGGUUUAAGGGAUGAGAAAACAUUUUUACUAGAUAAUAACGGUGAACCAAUUUGUAAAAGCUGCUCAUCAAGUAGAAUCAAGCAGUGUCAAACAUGUCGACAAGCAGUUAUAUCCGAACGAUACAUUCAUUUCGACGAGAAUGAUUAUCACCGAGAAUGUUUCAACUGUUAUCAAUGCCGUCGACCUUUAGUUGAUCAACUAAAUAUUCGUGUCCAGAACACUCGGCCAUGUUGCGAUCAAUGCUAUGAUGAAAAAUUUGCCUCGCGAUGCUACGUAUGCAAUCAGACAAUCCCAGCAGGUCAAUAUACAACGUACAAAGGCAAUAAGUAUCAUUUAGAUUGUUUCAAAUGUUCGUUUUGUCAAAGUGUUAUUCGAGAAAUGGAAUUUCCAGCGUAUAAUAACAAACCUUGUUGUGAACGAUGUUAUCAGGAAAGAUUUGCACCGAAAUGCAUGCAAUGUUCCAAGGCGAUUCUUGGAGAAAAAGCGGUGAUUUUCAAUGAGAAUAAGUAUCAUGCCGAUUGUUUUCGUUGCUGUCAAUGUUAUCAACCGAUCACGGAAGCAAAAUUUCAUAUGCAUAAUUACAAACCAUGCUGUAAUGGAUGUUUUGACAAAAAUAUUGCACCGCAAUGUCAACAAUGUUUACGAGCGAUUUCGGUGGGUAAAUCAGUUAUUUACAAUGGGAAAAGUUAUCAUCCUGAUUGCUUUCGUUGUGGUCAAUGUCGAAAGAUUAUGUACGAAAGCAAAUUUUAUCAAGUUGAUAAUAAACCUUGCUGCAGUGAAUGUCAUGAGAAGAAAUUCACCUCGAGAUGCGGAAAAUGCGAUCGAUCUAUUGUUGAUUUUUAUACAACAUAUAAAGGCAAACAUUAUCAUAUUCAUUGCUUUGUUUGUUCGAAGUGUCGCCGCAUUAUUGAUGAAAAUGAGAAAUUUUAUGAUGAUAAGUAUGGUAUUUUAUGUUCGCGAUGUUGCCUUUAA